Messenger RNA from Pangasianodon hypophthalmus (striped catfish), 5549 nucleotides. Its product is annotated as butyrophilin subfamily 2 member A2. The coding region runs from base 2891 to 4285 and encodes 464 amino acids. Lineage: Eukaryota; Metazoa; Chordata; Actinopteri; Siluriformes; Pangasiidae. The record is from RefSeq and is a predicted model, not a curated record. Gene Ontology annotation, molecular function: protein binding. The transcript is spliced from 8 exons.
UUUAGAGCAAAGAAAUGGACAGAAAAGAUUCAUACAUGCUGGGCGAACAGAAUCAGGGGAUCUCUUAUCAGAGCUCACUGAAAUUCGCAAGCAGACAGCCAGCUUCUACUCGAAGCUGUACAACAAGGAGCAGUCAGGGGCACAGAUGGUGGAGGAGAGCUUUCUGAAGAACCUUCCAAGACUCUCAGAGCAAGCUGCCAGAGAUACAGACAGGGAGCUGACACUGGGAGAGCUCUACGAGGCUCUCCAGGGUAUGGAGAAUGGAUGGGCGCCAGGCAUAGAUGGUCUCCCUGUAGAGUUCUACAAAACCUUCUGGGCAGUAAUAGGGCAGGAUGUGUUAGAAGUCUUACAGGACAGUGUGAGGAGGGGUAAGCUCCCGUUGAGCUGCAGGAGGGCCGUCCUGACCCUACUGCCAAAAAAGGGAGACCUGACAUACCUGAAGAACUGGCGCCCGGAAUCACUGCUGUGCACUGACUGCAAGUUGCUCUCUCAAGACUGAAGAAGGUAAUGGAGCAGAUUAUUCAUAGGCUAUUAGGCUUAAGCACUGGUCUUAUUUUUCCAGAUCAGGAAAAGGCUUUUGACCAGGUUGAAUACAAAUACUUGUGGAAGGUGCUGGAAACAUUUGGGUUCAAACCAGGUUUUAUAGCCAUGAUCAAGACUUUGUACAGUGAAAUUGACAGUGUACUGAAGGUUAAUGGUGGUUUAGGUGCCCCUUUUAGAGUGUACAGAGGCAUCAGACAAGGCUGUUCUCUGUCAGGCAUGGUGUAUACUCUAGCAAUCGAAUCUCUUUUAUGUAAACUUAGAAACCAACUCUCUGGUUUUAAUAUACGUCACUCCAAUGCUCCUCUCUGUCUUUCAGCAUAUGCAGAUGAUCUGGUCAUAAUGGUAGGAGCACAGACAGAUGUAAAUAUUUUAAUUGAUAUUUUAAAAGACUUUGAGAUUUUAUCUUCUGCUAAGGUCAACUGGGGCAAAAGUGAAGCUGUUUUAGUUGGGGAGUGGGGUAGUGGACAGCCUACACUACCAGAAGGCUUGGUGUGGAAAAAGGGAGGUUUUAAAUACUUAUGAGUUUAUCUGGGCAGCACUGAGUUCUUAAAUAAAACUGGAAGGGCGUUGUUGAACAUGUAAAGGGCAGACUGAGCAGGUGGAAGUGGCAAGUCCCAAAGAUGUCCUACAGGGGGCAAACGCUGAUCAUCAACAACUUAGUGGCAUCAUCGCUGUGGCACAAGCUGACGUGUGGAUCCGCCACCAAAUCUGCUAGCAAACAUCCAGGCCCUGCUAGUGGACUUCUUCUGGGAUGGUCUACACUGGGUUCCUCAGAGUGUUCUCCAUCUGCCCAAGGAGGAUCUCCAUCUGCCCAGGGUUCUGAUCUCCUCAGGGAUAGUGACACUCAGGCAGCUGGUGACCAUUACAGGGGCAGACCUAUCACAGGCAGAGGAAAUGGCAGCUCAUAUGGGACUGCGAUCCCAGCGUGUGGUCAACAAGCUCUUACAUCGCAUCAGAGGAGCGUGUUCAGCUGAUGGACUGUAAAACCAGCGAGACCAGUCCUGCAGAGGAGGAACCUUUUCCACAGCUGAGCAUCGCUCCGGACCUGGACGGAUGUGCAGGUCCCCUCCUGGAGUGCAGGGGGGAGGGGGAAAUGAACAUCGAAACAGUGUCGGGUAAACUGCAGUACAGGGCUUGUGUGAAAGUUUUAAACAAGAAAAAAACUGAAUGGGAGGGUGGACACCCCAUGGCGAAGUGUACUUGGUUUUAAUGAUGAUAUUAAACCAGAGUGGGGGGCACUUUACAAACCACCAUUAACCAAAAAAGUUGCUGACCUCCAGUGGAGGAUUUUACAUGGUAUUGUUUCUGUAAAUUCUUUUGUCUUCAUUUUAAACCCUGAGAUCACACAGUCACACAGAAUGUCCAUUUUGUGAGGGAAACCAUUUUUCAUGCUUUUAUACAUUGCUCCAGGUUGCAGUCAUGCUUUGUGUUUUUACAAAGCAUCUUAAGGUCAUUUUAGGUGGCUUUUACGUUUCAGAUUUUUAUUCUUGGUUUUAAAUUUGUCAGCUGAUUAAUUUUAUCUUUGGUCAGGCCAAAAUGGUGAUAUGCCUGAGCAGGAAAAACAAAAUGGUACAAAACAUAGACUGUGAUAUGAUAAGAAUUCUCUCCAGUCUAAUUAAAUCAAGAAUUUUGAUUGAUUUUAAUUUUUAAAAGAGUAUGGGGGAUUUGGAAAGCAAGGUGGUGUUGUGAGGAGGCUCUGUAGUGGAGGAAGAACUUUGUUUUGCAUGAGCAUUAGACUGAUAAAAACAUCACAACUACAUACUCAAACUGUUCACCUGUUUAGCCUAAUUUAUUUAAAUGCCUUUUUAAAAAUAUUGCUUGAUUGAUUGAUUGAGUCACCCUGAUCUUAUUGUGUAAAAAGUGACUUGUGCAAAAUAAAGGAUUGUAAAAAACUAUAUGAUUACAUAAAGUUCAUUAAUGGAAUGAGAUUUUCACUUCUAUGCUCUGUGGCAGUUUUAAAAGUUUUUCCUGAUGCCAGAGCACUCACUGUUACAGUAGUCUGUAGACUGAAAUAUCACCCAUGUGCUGUUUAGAUUAUGCACAUACUCUGCAAAACACAGCAUGAAUAUAGCAUGAAUAUUUUAAUUUGUAGUGUUUAUACAUAGAAAUCACUACCAUGCCAAAAAAUAUCCUAAUUUAAUUUUAAAUAUCUGCUCUGUACUCUGUCAGUGUCUGGCGUACAGCAGUCAGGUGUAACAUGGGCUUAGUAAAAAGAUGCUUAGGUGUAAAAAGGGCGUGGCUCACAAACAAACGAAAACGAAAGUAGGAAACACCUGAAAAUGUGAGCUGCGCGAAGAGGGGCCUUUAUUUUCCACCUAUUCUUAUUGAGAAAAUAAAAACUUUUAAAAUGAGGAUGAUUUUGUGUCUGACUCUCCUGAUUCUCUACAGCUUUAUGGAAUCUCAAUCAGAGAAAUUACAGGUGGUUGGUCCAGAUUCUCCUCUUGUUGCUCUAGCUGGUGAAGAUCUGGUUCUGCCCUGUUUUAUCAAACCCAACACCAGCGCUGUAGACGUGACAGUGGAGUGGAUGAGACUUGAUGAAGUGGCUUCAUUAGUGCAUCUCUAUAAGGAUCAUGAAGACAGAAAUGAAAAUCAGGCUCAGCCCUACAGAGGAAGAACAUCACUGUUUAAAGAGGAGCUACAGAAAGGCAACGCUUCACUCAAACUCUCAGCUCUCCAAGUCUCUGAUGAAGGAGAAUAUAAGUGUCUUGUUGAAGACAAAUCCUGGUAUGAUGACAUCACUGUUCACGUCACUGUUGAGGUUCUGGGAAGCCACUCAGUGAUCACGAUGGAGAGUUAUGAUAACUCAGGAGGGAUUAAUCUAGUGUGUGAGUCCAGAGGCUGGAACCCUGAACCUGAUGUUCUGUGGCUGGACAGAGAAGGAGCCACUCUGCCUGCUGAAGAUACACAGACACAUAGAGACACUGAGGGCUUCAGUGUGAAACGCCACAUCACUGUUUAUGAUUAUAGCGACUCCAACAAGUUUUACUGCAGAAUUCUACAAAAACAUCACAUGAUGGAGACAGAGGUUAUCAUUAAUAGUAAAGUCUUUGGUGUUUGGAAUUGGCUUGUCGGCAUUUCAGUUUCAGCAUGUCUUACUGCUGUCGGUUUGAUAGUAACUGCAGUUAUCUGUUACAAGAAAGCCUCAGAACUUCAAAAGGAGAAGCAAUGUGCAGAGUUUAAAAAGAAGAAGAAGUUUGCAGUGGAUGUGACUCUGGAUCCUGAUAUAGCUCAUCCUGCACUCAUCCUGUCUGCUGAUGGAAAACAAGUGACACUUGGAGACACACAACAGAAUCUCCCUGAUACACCACUGAGGUUUCAUUUUGCCAGUGUUGUGGGAAAGCAGAGUUUCUCCUCAGGGAGAUUUUAUUAUGAGGUGCAGGUCCGAGGGAAAACUGAGUGGACAUUAGGAGUCGUGAGAGAGGACAUUAACAGGAAGAGGUGGAUUCCACGGAGUCCUCAGAAUGGAUUCUGGACUGUGGGCCUGAGGAAUGAGAAUCAGUACUGGGCUUAUGAUGAUGCUGCUGUCUCUCUGACACUGAUAGAGAAGGUGGAGAAGGUGGGGGUGUUUGUGGAUUAUGAGGAGGGUCUAGUCUCCUUUUAUGAUGUGGAGUCCAGCUCUCAUAUCUACUCUUUCACUGAUCAGUCUUUCACUAAGAAGAAACUCUAUCCAUACUUCAGUCCUCGGCACAGUGAAAGAGGUGAAAAUUCAGCACCACUGAUCAUCACUGCUGUUACUGAAUAAAUAUCUGUUUUAUAUUCUAUAACAAUUAAACUUUUUUUUUUUUCAAUUGGCUAAAAUAAUCACUUUUAAGUUAAUUUUAUAUAAAAUAAACAUAAUAAACUCUGUAAACAGUUUAAACAUGUAGACUGUAAAAUGAAUUGUGGUUACAUGAACACUAAUAAUACCAACAUUAUCUGAUUUCAGCAGUUAAAAUCAGAUUAAAGCCAUUAUUAGAUUUCUAGAAAUUCUAUAAAGACACUUUGUCAUGGUUAUGCCAAAAUCGGUGCUGAACUACAUUACCCAUCAGCCCUAGCGUGUCACAUGACCAUGUCCCACUGAUCACCCACACCUGUUUUGUGUUAAUCCUAUUAAGCACCCCUACAUAAGUUCUGGUUUCUGUUUGUUUCAUUGCCAAGCUUUUGUCAUUGUUGUGUGUAUAUGUUGUUGUGUGCUCCACAGCCUUGAUCAUAGUCUGCCUGUUUUUGCCUUGUAGCCAUUGUUAAUGUUUAUAGUUCUCAUUUUCACUGUUUUGGUUGUUUGUGUUGCACCUUCUACAAUAAAAUCUACACUUGCAUCCGCUGCAUCUACAAAAUCUGUUACGCACAUGGAUGUUAGUCCAGUUACUGCAUUAUUCAGUGUUUGCGUGCUGUUAAUCUGAUUUCUCUUAGAAACUCUGAAAGAAUGUAGAUGCCUCAUGAAGCUGAGAAAGCGCAACUUUCCUGCUCUUUCACUUGAGUUGAAUUUCAGUUAACUAACAUUUUCUCCACCACUAAGAAUCACCCCUUAUUAUAGGUGAAGCCCUGACAUUUUGUGUGUGUGUGUUUUAGGAGGGAUUGUAUGGCAGGAUUGUUUAGGAUACUGUUUUGUGUUUGUUUUUUCCUGAACAUGAUGUCAGUUCUUACUGAAUGUUCUUAAUAUUUGGUAAAUGUUCAGUAAGGUUUGUAUUGUGAUUGGAUGUGUAGAUGAAUUUGAAUUAUUUUUUGUAUUUUUUACAUAAUCAUACAUGAAAUUGAAUUAUUAGGCUAUUAUUAUAGUUAUUUUUAAUAUGUGUUAUAAUCACUCAAAAACAACAUCUUGUCAGUUUAUAAUCAUUUCAGUCCAACUGAACAAAGCUUCAGUGAUGAAAUUUCCAGGAUUUUAACUCAAUCAAAAUAUUAACAGUGCAUGUAUCUGUGUGUUUGCAUUACCUGUGAUCUGCAGAAACUGAUGAUGGCUACAACACAGAAAAUUUUGAUUUUUAUCAGGUUAGAUCUUCAUCUCUCCAGUGACCUGCAAUUUUAAUCUC